Molecule: messenger RNA, 3392 nt
Organism: Gigantopelta aegis
Lineage: Eukaryota; Metazoa; Mollusca; Gastropoda; Neomphalida; Peltospiridae
Product: protein smg8-like
Exons: 22
Coding region: 7-2697 (896 amino acids)
Biological process (GO): nuclear-transcribed mRNA catabolic process, nonsense-mediated decay
Source: RefSeq, a predicted model, not a curated record
ACAAAAAUGACAGCUCCCAUGGAUACAUUUUCUUUUCCUCCAAGCUUUGACAUAAAAAGCCUUCCAUCCUUGGAGAAGAAAGUAUGUGUUGUAACUAUCAUAGGCAAGAACCGUCUAAGUGGAUUUACUACAAAAGCAUCCAUUUUGAAUCCAGUUCUUGACAGAGAUGUUUUUCUUGGUUCUGAAAGUUGUGUUGGAAAGCAGAUAGACAGGGGUGAAAUAGAAUGUUACUAUGACACAGAUGCCCAGGUGAUCUACUUACAUUACCAGUCACUCUCAGAUGCCAGCAAGCUUGCCAGCAAGUGUAAACAACUUGUUGAUAAAUCAAUGGACUUGAUUUCCUUGUGGCAAGAUGAAGACUUCAUGUAUGCUAAAAGCUUGUUAUUUCUGUUCUGUGUAUCUCAUAUUGUUUUGCUGUCACAUCCUGGUAGUACUUUUGAUAUUUCUUACGUAAAGCUGUUUAGGACACUGGAUACUGUUAGGUCCAAGUUACAACCCUUCAUGACCGAUGCCCUGCAUGGUCUUCCAAUCCCCAAAGACUGGCUGGAAGGAGCCCGCCCCUGCUCCCCCCGAGUUCUGUUUAUCUUCGGCACACCUACAGUGGAUGUUGGCUAUGAUGAUGGUGAAUCUCUUGGACUCAGUCGGUCACGGUCACAGAGGACACCACCUAUCAAAAAACUGCAACACAACAUUGAAGAUCAAAUCUACCGCAUAUUUCGAAAGUCUCGAAUCAUAACCAACAUCAGCAAUAAUUCCCUGUUUGCCGUCCCGGCCAAUCAAGAGUUUGUUUUCGUAAACUGCCGGAGUUCAGAGGUUGCUGAUCCUGUGGGAAUGUAUCUUCAGCAGCUGAAGAGUUACAGUGUCAGUGGCAAAGACUCAGAAUCUCCCAAAAGCAGAAGUUAUCUGACAAACCGGAGAUUCAAUCAUGGGGUAGGAUCUGGAGAUGGGCCAAGGUCGCCCAUUUCUUCAAGGUCAUCUGAGCAGAGUUUCAAAGAGUUUCUGCUUCAGCACAUUGAGCUGGCCUUCGUUAAGGGGUUCGAUGACAAUGUGGGAAGAAAUCCUCUUCGUUCAGUCUUUGAGAUGGUGUCAUGUGAGGUGUGGUUCUCAGUGGCCACGACUCUACACAAGUUCUUCUUCACAGACACUCCAGAGGUCAAAGUUCAAACCCAUUUUAAUUUACUUGGAUCUCUGAUCAGUACAGAUGUCCGUUUUUCAGAAAAUCGCUGCAACAAGAUUCUACCUCUGGCUGAAAAUGCCUAUCAGCAGGAUUUGCCACAGCAUUAUAUCACCGAAUAUCAUUACUCAAAGCUAGCCCAGGCUAAGCGUGUGUUUGCUCAGUUUGCGCGAGGUCCGGCAUAUGAGAAGUACCUGAAGCAGCUGGAAGAGUCGUGUGAGGAAUGGUGGAAGUCAGGUCACCGGCAGUGUGAGGAGACCAGUCUCACGGGCAACCUCUGUCUUAACCAUUUGCAUCGCUUACCUGAAGAUGGUGAAAAUGAUGAAAACAACCACCUUCCGGUGAUGACUCACUCUAGUCAGAUCAAAACUAAAGCAGCCUGUAACUGUGGACAGAAGCAAGCCGAUAAAGAUGACCCAUUUGAUCACAAGUAUGCUAAUUUUGGUUUCUACCAGACACUAGAGGAGUCAUGCUGUGGGAAGCUGAAGCAUGUUGAGUUUCCCGUUUUUAACCCGAGCACCAGCGACGUGAGAGCUGGACAAGUGUCCUCGACACCACACACAAAACUAUCAGCAAGGGACAGCGGCAAGUUGGAUAUGACCGCCCCCAUCACGUCCAGCCUCAGUUUGGCACUCAGUCUAGGUCAGUCUGGCGGCAGUGACCUCUAUGGACAUAGAAGUCCGAGUAGUCCGAAUCCAGAACAGAGUGAGAUGCUAGAAACCAGCCAAACAGCCACAGUUACCGAAUCAGUUAUAUCGGACACAGAGAUCCACCAUUCAGCAUUCCGUCAGCACUCUACAACGGAGUACCUGCCCGGUAUGAUUCACUCAGAAUCACCUGGAGGUCUUCUACCACUGUUUCCAUCGUGGUCUUUAUGCUGCAUAGGGAAGUCAACUCUGUAUUCACACAUACAUGGUUUUGAUUUACCAGGAUUUUUGGCUGGCAGUAAUUUCUUGUUACCAUGGGAUAUUACACUGCAAGCUGUGAAAGAAAAAUGGCCGACAGUUGGGGAGACAGCCGGUAAAAAGGGACGACAACGAAGAGUUCCCCAAAAAGAAAUUGGUGAAGUGACAGUUCGAGCAUUUCUAGGAAUGGAGUACGAAUGUCCUCGAGGUCACAGGUUCUUCUGUAGUGGUCCCGAAAAGAUCAUCAAGGUGUCCAGUGCCAGCACCGUCAAGGACAAUGCCACGAAGCUCUUAUCGUUGGAUAUGCCACUAUACUGUCCGUGUCAUUGCAGAAGCACAAAAGGCUACAUUGCACAGUUGAUGCGUGUUUACAUAGUAACUCCAGAGAGUUCGGUGAAGAUUAUGCUGAAGCCCGUCGUCCAGCCAUCCAUAUCGUCGAGUCCUCUGUUUGAACCAGGGAACGAUGGUCCCCUUGAACUCUCACAGGGAAGUGUGUGGGUGCUCAGGUUGCCUCAUGUGUAUCUGGGUGACAAUGGCGUGUACACAAUGCCAACUGACCCACAGCAUCUGCAUGCCUGUCGUCUCCUCAAAGGAAUGUUCUCAUACAAAGAAGCUUGAACAAAGACUGACAAAAUGAUGCAGGAACCAUAGAAGCUGAGGAAGUUCUUGGCACCUCUGCACCCAGUUGAAAGUCUAAAAGACCGGUUCAUGAGUGCAUGCCAUCACAACUGUCUAAAUAUCCACAGAGCUUUGUCUAGUAUUGGUUUAGACGUGUCAAACCCGUCUUUCUAAUGACGAAGUAUGAUUAUUAUCCUAUGGAGUGGAAGUAUAGAGUGGAAGUCCUUCUAUAGAUGAAGCACCUAACAAACAUCCUUUAGACCCUGCUUUGGGCAGAAAUAUAAUUUGGAAUUUGUUGAUAGUUUUUUAAUUCAGAUUAUAUGGUUAAGAAUAUACCCAAGUCUAUCUUCAAAAAGAAAACAUCUGUGAAACUAUCAUUACUCCAUUUAUGACUCCACUCAGUUCACACACUGAAUAGCCUUAUAACAGGGCUAGGCUCUGGCACUUGCCAAAUUCAAAUAUCAAAAACAACUGGCAAAUUUUAUUUUUCUUUGGCAAAAUUAUUUUGAUAAUAUAAUAAUAAUUGAUAUUUUGAGAGAAGGUAUAGAGAGUAAUACAUGUGUGGCCGGUUGAUACCAUUUAUCACACAAGGAAUUGUUUUAAAAUGUAUCCAACAAGCGAAAGCGAGUUUGAUACAUUGUUAAACGAGUUGUGAGAUAAAUGGUAUCUAACGGACACGAAUGUAUUAUUCUAUU